CUGCUGCAGUCGCGAGCGGCCAGCGCAGUGGGCAGGCCGGGUAGCGGUGGCGGCGGCGCUGCUGCGCUGACUGGGCUGGGCCGGGCAGCAGCGGCGACGACUGAGGUGGCUGCAGAGGCCACUGAGGCACUGACUGGUGGCCAGCAGGCCCCUGUGACCUCGAGCAGCCCCUUCGUGCCGCCCGGCACUCCCUGGGCAGCGGUGGGCCGCGGCGCGCAACCUGCCAGUGAGCUGCAGCAGGCACACCCCGGCGGCGGCGACAGUGGACAGGUUAGAGUGGGGGCAGGGGCCGGCGCGGGAGCAGCCCGGGGCCGGAGAGGGAGCCCGAGCCAGGCCAUCAGCAACCAUGUCCGACGAAGCGUCAGCCACCACUUCGUACGAGAAGUUUCUAACCCCCGAGGAGCCCUUCCCGCUUCUGGGACCCCCUCGCGGGGUGGGCACCUGCCCGAGCGAGGAGCCGGGCUGCCUGGACAUCAGCGACUUCGGCUGCCAGCUCUCAUCUUGCCAUCGCACGGACCCGCUCCACCGCUUCCACACCAACAGGUGGAACUUAACUUCCUGUGGAACAAGUGUGGCCAGCUCAGAAUGCAGUGAGGAGCUGUUCUCGUCAGUUUCUGUUGGAGAUCAGGAUGAUUGCUAUUCCCUAUUAGAUGAUCAGGACUUCACAUCUUUUGAUUUAUUCCCUGAGGGGAGCGUCUGCAGUGAUGUCUCUUCUUCUAUUAGCACAUACUGGGAUUGGUCAGAUAGUGAAUUUGAAUGGCAGUUACCGGGCAGUGACAUUGCCAGUGGGAGCGAUGUACUUUCUGAUGUCAUACCCAGUAUUCCAAGUUCACCUUGCCUGCUUCCUAAAAAGAAAAACAAGCAUCGGAAUUUAGAUGAACUUCCUUGGAGUGCAAUGACAAAUGAUGAGCAGGUGGAAUAUAUUGAAUAUCUGAGUCGUAAAGUCAGUACUGAGAUGGGUCUUCGGGAGCAACUUGAUAUUAUUAAAAUAAUUGAUCCUUCUGCUCAAAUCUCCCCUACAGACAGUGAGUUUAUUAUUGAACUUAACUGUCUCACAGAUGAAAAACUGAAGCAGGUCAGAAACUAUAUCAAGGAGCAUAGUCCUCGCCUACGGCCCGCAAGAGAGGCCUGGAAGAGAAGCAACUUUAGUUGUGCAAGCACCAGUGGAGUGAGCGGUACCAGUGCCAGUGCCAGCAGCAGCAGUGCCAGCAUGGUCAGUUCUGCAAGCAGCAGUGGGUCCAGUGUUGGAAACUCUGCUUCAAACUCCAGUGCCAACAUGAGUCGAGCACACAGUGACAGCAACUUGUCUGCAAGUGCAGCAGAGCGGAUUCGGGAUUCAAAAAAGCGAUCCAAGCAGCGGAAGUUACAGCAGAAGGCCUUACGCAAGAGGCAGCUGAAAGAGCAGAGGCAGGCUCGGAAGGAGAGGCUCAGUGGGCUCUUCCUUAAUGAAGAAGUGCUGUCCUUGAAAGUGACUGAGGAAGACCACGAAGCAGAUGUAGAUGUUUUGAUGUAAUAGGGGUGAAUUUAUUAGCAUUCUUUCUAAGCGUUAAAGUAUUCUAUCCUUAUUUGUUUACAUGCAUCUUGACCAAACUUUUGGUUAGGGCUGUGCUGAUGUACCAUUCAUAAUUUAGGUCCGUGGUUCUCAGCAGGUGGUCCUCGGACCAGCAGCUUCAGCAUCAUCUGAGAAGUUAUUAGAAAUGCAUACUCUUGGGCCCCACCCCAGACCUAGUCAAUCAGAAAUGCUGGGGGUGGGGUCUAGCAUUGUGUUUUAACAGGCGCCAGGUUGUUCUGCCACACACUCUAGUUUUAAGAACCACUGAUUUAGUAAAUGUUUUGGCUGUUUAGGGUGGUUAAGUGGGCUUUUUCAAAGACUAGUACUUUUACAGUUUAGAAGAUUUCAAGGUACUGCUGACAAAUAGUUUAUUAUGUUAGUAUACAUGUUUAGAGAUCAUAAUUCAGUUUCUUUUUUUUUUUUUUUUUUUUUUUUUUUUUUUUUUUUUUUUUUUGGCAUACGGGCUUAGUUGCUCCAUGGCAUGUGGGAUCUUCCUGGAGCAGGGAUCGAACCCAUGUCCUCUGCAUUGGCAGGCGGAUUCUUAACCACUGCGCCACCUAGGAAGCCCCCAGUUUCUUAAUGUUAUGAUUUCUUAGUUUAGUUUUUCUAAAGGGCCAUAGUAUAAUUCUCAAUUCCUAGUGGACAUCUUUUUUUCAGGUCGUGGGGGUAGGGUGUGGAUUGCUGUUUACAAUAGUGCCUUCAUUAGGUUUAGUUCUGUUUUCAUUCAUUAUUAACUCAAAGGUGUAAAAACAGGCCCUGAUAUCUUUCGUUAGGUUUGUUUUCAUUUUUCACUUUAUGUAAAUUCAGAAUACUUUCUGCAAGUGAUGACUACUGAGAAAAUAAUGUUACUAGUGGCUGAAUUUUAGACUUGAUGCUAUAUUGAUUAAUAUUCAAAUGGAGAAAUCAAUUAAGCAAAACAACCAAUUCUACUUUUCCACUGCUUUUUGAAAUUUUAGGCUGUGAAACUCUUAAAGGUGGAAAAAAUCUUUAUCAAGUUCUUUAUGUAGGUCUUUUUAUUUUCAGCACAGCUCUAAUUUUUAAAUAUUUGGUGUAACAGCUUUUGGCAUGUUAACAGGUUAUUGUUCAAAUUAACUAAAGAAAACCCUUACAGUUCUGCUAAACUCUAUAAAUCGCUAGAAAUACACUGAGCAGUGAGAUAUUAAAAAAAAAACAACUUAGCUUCUUGGCUACUAAUAGAACUAAUUUUAAAUGUGAAAUCAUGGAGUCUCUUUAAAUGUUUUCAUGGAGAGUUUGCUAUCAUGAACAUUAGAAGUAAUGUGAUUCCUUUUAUUUUUCCACACAUCUUUAAACAUUCACAUCGGUUAAGAAAAAGGAAACUGAUACUACUGACAAUCAAGCUACUUCUGACUUUCAUAAUUUUCUUUUUAUUGUGGAAACUUGGGAGGUAAUCAUGAUUUUGUAGGAGGAGUUGUAAUCAAUAUUUUUUUAAACUAGAGUCAGAGGUUGAUAGAUUCCUACAUUUUUUUUACAUUUUAUCAUAUCAAGUAACCUGUUUAAAAGAUUAACAACUUAGAUUCUUAAUUCUCAGUUGAUAUAAAGGCUUAACCUUUGCUUACAAUCAUGUGUUUUGAAAUUUUGAUUUAUUUUGGUCCCUCAAAGGUUAAAGUAUUGAAACUGAGAGGAAAGAAUGAUAUAUUGCAGCUUUGCUGAGGUCUGUGGUAUAGUUGUAACAUUUUGAAGAGUACUAAAUUCAUACCUUAAAAUUUUACUAAAAUAAAAGUAUAUAUGCGUAUGUGGUUAUCAGUUGGAGUAGUCCUUCUGACUUUCCUCUUACCCCCUCUUUAGUGCUUCUAACUAGCCUAGAGGGCCCAAAGAGCUUGGGGAUGGAUCCCAGAAUACUCUGAGGAAGAUGGAAAGGGUCCACCUCGUUGUGUUUUCCCUUUAAAAUAUAGGCAGAGUAAAUGGAGAGAAGAGCAAAUAUAGCUGAAUUCUCUACCUGCUCUUAGCAAAAGCAAAAUUCCAGGGGAUGAUUGCCUGUUCUCUUUACCUACUCUUCAAGGAAAACAGGCCACUUUUGGAGACCAUAGAGCAGCAUUUAUCUAUUAAAUACUUGGAAACAAAUUACUUGACAGUGACCAGUAAAAGAAAAUCCUACUAAUACCAAUUCCUCUACUCUCCCAACAAUCACAUCGUCUUAUUACCCUAGAUUUAACUUAAAUCACUAUUAAACAAGUUUACCAAAGCGCCACAAAGCCAAUUUUUAAGGUUUAUAAAGGUUUGGGUGUUUAUAGUAAAGUGCACCAUGAAAUUCUAUGUAAAUCUGGAUGCACUGUCUUUAUGGUACCAUAAAUUAGAGAGAGAUCAUUAAUUUGUUUUGGAAGUGAUUGAAAGAAAGAAAAGAAAUUAAACUUGGGUUUGCUUAUGAUCAAAGAGGGAGAUUACAGUCUUCCUCUAUCUACCCCCUCCAAAACAAAAACAGCAGAAAAAGACAAAAAAUUCUCGUCUUUGUUAAUGUGCUAUCCUUUUUUUCAGUUUUAAUGCCUCAUGUAGGUAAUUGAAAUUUGAAUUAUUUCUUUCUUGGAAUAAGUAAUAAAUUCAGUCUGGUCUCUUUCUGAGUUCCAUUUAAAACAAAUCCAACUCAGUAUUUUUUCUUUUUAAAUAUAAACUCCAACUAACCAAUUAAUAAAAGUGUGAGACUUAUUUGCUCCAGUGUCAGUUCUCAUCUGUAGAGAAUUGACAUUGGAGCAAAUAAGUCUUUCCCUUUAAAAAUAAGCCUUGUUAAGAUAAAAUCACGUCAGGUUUAAACAAAAUAGCAUGUCUUUUUCUACUGUUUUGCAACUGAGUUAAAAUAAGGCAAUGCAGUGUAAUAUGUAGUGGAGUAUAAAGGGCUAAUUUAUUCUGUCCCAAGAAGAACUUAGAGUAAAAUAACUUUUAUUUUCUUGAAACUUGUCUCAUUUUUAGUUAGGUGUGGUGGCAAUUUUGUCCAUUUCAUUAGUCCUUUGGGUUAACUAGAUAUUGCUGAAUUAAUCCCAGAAACUGACUUGUAAUUUGAUGACUGUAUGGAUUGGGUGGACAUCUCAUUUUAUUUAGCUCUUAAAAGUGCUAAAACGCCUUAUGAAGGAAAAAUUUCAAGAAACUACUAUAUAAAGGUAUCCAGAUUCUGAUGAGCUUUAAAAAUUGUGAAAUUUAUCAAAUGUCUCCAUGUUUAAGCCAAAAUGUUAGUACAUGACAAAUAUGGAAGUCUUGUUCCUAGGAUUCUCUAGCAUAAUUUUUUGUUUGUGGCUUACUCUGUGUAGCCUCAUGUGCCUUAAAGGUGAACGCUAUACGUUUUGUCAAUAUCAGGCUUUUCCAAACUCAAAAGUAAUCUAAAUUGUUGUAAUUCGUUUUAUAAAAUGCCUAUCCUGUUGGAUAUCAGUAAGAAAAGGCAUUAAAUCGAACUACGUAAUCAGUGAUAAUAGAGUGUAUAACAAAACAAAAACCUUCAGAUCUCAUUUCAUUUGCAUGACUUGCUUUUGGCCCAGCUAGGUCAUAGCAGAACAUUGAAGUCAACUAAAGUAUAGCUUAAUGUAUUGUUUUAUUUUUUCCCCUGGAAAAAAAGUCAUAAACCAGAAUACUUUCUAUUUUAUUUAUUUUUUAUUUUAUUUUUUGGCCGCUCCACGCAGCUUGUGGGAUCUUAGUUCCCCAACCAGGGAUUAAACCCCGGCCCUCAGCAGUGAAAGCCCGGAGUCUUAAGGACUGGACCGCCAGGGAAUUCCCAAGAAUACUUUUUAAAACCAGAUAACCCUGGAAAGAUAAUUUUCAAGGCAAAAGUACUUCAAGAACAGAGAUUAUAUAGCAAGUUGAUUCUCCUGUUAACUUUAGGGAUACUUUGUAUUCGUUUGUGUAAUAGCUGAGCACUCCUCUUCCCUUUAGCAAAUUACCUUUUAUCACUUCUAUCUAGAAGAAAAAUAUUUGCUUUGAAUUGGGAGUGGGUUACUUAAAGUUAUAGUUUGACAUGGUUGAUAGGAAAAUUUCCAGUUACAUUCAAAUAACAGUAGUGAUGUUGAUUACAUUGACAUUCAACAUGUCUAAACUUAUAGGUAAAUUUAAUCCUUAAAAGGACUAUUAGGUAGAAAAUAAGUAUUUGUAUACACAUGUACUGUGGUAACUUUGGAUUCAUUUUAAGUCUGACAAAGUAAGAUAAGUUUUAUCUUUACAAUGAAAUUAUGCUAAGUGGCGGGAGUUAUCUGAGAGAUAUUUAGACUUAGGCAUCUCUGUCAGUGUAGUAUCUGGAACAUAGCUCCUUAGAAAUGCUUAAUUCUUAUUUCUUUGGAAAAUAACUUACUUAUUCCAAAAGGCUUAGAAGGAACUAUGAAAAUUCCCCUAAGUAACUGGCUAUUAGGAGUAAGAAAUCAACUAUACUUUGGUAAAAUCUCUUUUUAAAGACAAAAAAAGAAAAGUACGGAAGUUGCAUGGUAUAGCUGAGUUGACUCACUAAAAUUUUAUUUUCAUGUUUUUUCUAAUAUUAAAAUUGUUUUCAGCCCCCCUUCACAAUUAUAUUUUAAACUAAGGUUAUUAAUAUUUUAACCUAAAUCACAUAAUGGUAAAUUAAUUUUUAAUUUGAUAUUCAUGCUGAACUUGGAAGAACUGAUUUGGUCUUCUCUGAUUUCAAUAUGUAAUACUUUUUAUUGUUGAAUUUCUUUGUUACAUCUUUGUGGUCAAUGGAACCUGUGGAAAUCUAUGUUCUUUUUUUGUGGUGAGGGAUGGGGGUAGAAAAGAGGAGAGUUGUUCUAAUUAUACAUAUGCAUUUUGACUAUAUAAAGGUAGUUGUAGAAUUAAUAUGUAUAAAUGACAAGUUAACACUUUCCUAUUCUGAAUUGUUCUAAGGAACAGUGGCCUGAAGCCAUGGCUUGUCUUGUGGAGCUGCGUGCUCUUUAAUAGUAGCUGACCAAUUGGAUUUAAGUUGAGACUUUGGGAUUAGGUUAUCAAGCUGAGGCUUUUAGGAAUGGAGCAGACCAUGUCUGUUCCUGUAGUGGAUCAAUUUAAUUUCCUCUCUGAGUACUCUAAUUUAGAUAUAGGUAUUAUCCAUUCUGAAUCUUUGUGUUGGGAGUUUUAUAGAACUGUUUUCAAAAGCUAUUAAGGAUAAAUACAAGUAUAUGUAAAACAUUUCACAGAUGGUUAAAAAUUUCAAUUUUUUUGUUUUAGUUUCAAAGGUUAGUUAUGUAGCAUCAAUAUCAUAACCAAAGCAAGUAGGAAGUUGACUGGUUUGGAGAAUCUUCAAGUAGUCUUAAAUACUGUAAUGUAUCAGAUUGUUAACCAGGAUUUUUUUCCUGUAUUUCUGCUAAAUGUAUUACUAUAUUAAUGCACUUUUGUAUAUAUAACUGUGUUCUGUACAUUCUGUACUUACUACAGUGUAUAUAAAAGCUGUUUUUCCUGAAGCUGUGAGGGAAAAACUAUAGCUGUAACACAAGUCAUUUCUAUUUUGAGUUUCUUCUUGUACUUGAAAGUAGUAGUUCAGUAGUUAAAUCUAAAUGAGUAUGUAUGGUUGUAAUUAAAAUGGCAAUGUGACAGAGCUGUCUUUUGAAACUGAUUAUCAGAACGAAAAGUGUUUUGGUUAUUAAGAACUCUUGUAAUAUUUUAAAUUGUCUCUUUUGAUGUACCAUGAAUUUUUACAAACCCACUGCUGCUUACUACUUUAUACUUCUGAUUCUACUCCUUUUCAUGUCCCAACCCAGAACAUUUAUCAACAGAGAAGAAUCUCUCUUUUCUUUUGCUCACGGUUUGGUUAAGGCUCCAUAAACUUCUGUUUUGUGAAAGCCCCAAUUUCCCAAAUGUCAUUGGCAAAUCGUUUUUUUUUUUCCUGGAAAGAUCAGAUUUCUAGAGAGAUAAGCAUUCACAGUAAGUGAAAAUUAGGUCUAACAUUGUUUACAGAAAACCAGAUAUAUUUUCCUUAUAUGUUGUUCUAGAGUCUUUUUAAGUUAUAAUUAUAUAAAAGAAAUGUCUGUGAGCAGUUUUAUGUAUAGGUACAGAAGCAGUUCAGCUUUUCAGCAGCAACUUUAUCUCUUGCCACUAGAGGGAGGUCUGUGGUUGCUCUCUCCUUCGGAAAAUGUCUUAGCUGCUUUUCUUUUGUUUUUAAUUUCAGAGGUUGGAAUCGACCUCAUGCUCAAAAUUCCUUUUGUGAUAUUAAAUGCUUUGAUUUGUUAGUCAAAGGUAAGUUAAUUGAGCUUGUUUAAUAAAGCCAGUAUUAUUCAUGCUUUUCUGUAAUCUUCAAUUUUUAAUAAAUGUGAGUUA
Hippopotamus amphibius kiboko is the source of this 7783-nucleotide messenger RNA. It is a transcript of the gene FAM199X, whose product is annotated as family with sequence similarity 199, X-linked. The record is from RefSeq and is a predicted model, not a curated record. The transcript is spliced from 6 exons. Bases 347 to 1513 code for a protein of 388 amino acids. NCBI's taxonomy places the organism in Eukaryota, Metazoa, Chordata, Mammalia, Artiodactyla, Hippopotamidae.